AUGGCUUCCAACUUGGUGCAACUCCAUGUACCUAUGUUGACCAAAGACAACUAUGGAAAAUGGUGCAUUCAAUUUAAGGCAUUAUUCGGCUCACAAGACUUGUGGGAUAUUGUUAGCACUGGCUAUAUGGAUCCUACUCUAGAAGAAGAAGAGGCGUACACUCCAGAACAGAAGAAUACUCUUAAGGACCAACGCAAAAAAGACAAGAAAGCUCUUUUCUUCCUUUAUCAAGGACUGGAUGAUAACACUUUUGAGAAAAUCUCAAAGGCCACCACUAGCAAGGCAAUAUGGGACAAACUGGCCAUUAUUCACAAAGGAGUGGAACGAGUUAAGAAGAAUGAUGAACAGCUUGAGGACGUACGUGUGAUUGAAAAGAUGUUACGCUCCCUUACUCCAAGUUUUAAGCAUGUAGUCACGGCUAUUGAAGAGUCGAAAAAUUUAGAGAUCAUGACAAUUGAAGAGUUACUAGGGUCAUUUCGAGUCCAUGAAUUGCGCAUUCGAAAGCGUGUUAAUAAUGCAAAUUGUGAACAAGCUUUGGAAUUGAAAAUGACUUCUGAAAAUAAUAGUGGUAGAUGGGGAAGAGGUCGUGGAAGCCCCGCUCAUCGAGGUUGUAGACACGGACGCAGACGUGGAAAUCCAAUUAAGACAAGAAACUUACAAUUUGGUGAAGGAAAAUCAACUCUGCAAUGUUGGAAUUACAAAUAG
Molecule: messenger RNA, 705 nt
Organism: Mangifera indica (mango)
Lineage: Eukaryota; Viridiplantae; Streptophyta; Magnoliopsida; Sapindales; Anacardiaceae
Exons: 2
Coding region: 1-705 (234 amino acids)
Source: RefSeq, a predicted model, not a curated record